AUGGGCCGCCCGCGCUCUCCGCUGCGCCGCUGCUGGCUGCCCGCCCUGCUGCUGCCGGCGCUGCUGGGCCCCCGCCCGGCCGCCGGCCUGGCCCUGCAGCCCGUGCACUGCGCCCCGUGCACCCCGGAGAAGCUCGCCCUCUGCCCGCCCGUCCCGCCCGGCUGCCCGGAGCCGGCCCGUCAGCCCGGCUGCGGCUGCUGCCAGACCUGCGCCCUCGGGUCGGGCCAACCCUGCGGGGUCUACACGGCCCGCUGCCGGCAGGGACUCCGCUGCCACGUCCCCGCGGGAGAGCCGCGGCCCCUCUCCGCCCUCAUCCAGGGCCGAGGGACCUGCCUGCCCGCCAGCCAGGCCGGAGGGACGCGCACGGCGGAGCCGGCAGACUCCAUCGAACCUGAGGAUAUGCCUUUGGAAAGCACUGAAAUGACACAGGAUCAGCUGCUGAACUAUCAGUUGAUGUUUCCCAUAGGCCAGGACAAAUCCAUCCCCUGGAAUGCCAUCACUGCCUAUGAAAACAUGAAAGCGAAGAGAAUAUCUGAACUGAAGAAAUGGAAAGAGCAGGGACCUUGUCAGAAGGAGCUCUACAGAGCCCUGUAUAAAUUGGCGAAGGCGCAGCAGAGAAGCGGAGGGGAGCUUUACAAAUUCUACUUGCCCAACUGCAACAAGAAUGGAUUUUACCACAGCAAACAGUGCGAAACUUCACUGGAUGGAGAGUCUGCUGGGUGCUGGUGCGUCUAUCCAAAAAAUGGGAGAAGAAUUCCUGGCUCCCCAGAAAUGAAAGGAGACCCUGAAUGCCAACAGUAUCUCAGCUCGCAAGAAUAA
This is a messenger RNA of Gavia stellata (red-throated loon), 819 nucleotides long. It is a transcript of the gene IGFBP1, whose product is annotated as insulin like growth factor binding protein 1. Gene Ontology annotation, molecular function: insulin-like growth factor II binding; insulin-like growth factor I binding. Bases 1 to 819 code for a protein of 272 amino acids. Lineage: Eukaryota; Metazoa; Chordata; Aves; Gaviiformes; Gaviidae. The transcript has 4 exons. Gene Ontology annotation, biological process: regulation of insulin-like growth factor receptor signaling pathway. Gene Ontology annotation, cellular component: extracellular region. The record is from RefSeq and is a predicted model, not a curated record.